UGUGCGCGGCCCGACGUCUGCGCGUAUUAAUCACAAGCAAUAUUGUUAUCAGAACGAUAUGGUAGUGCAAAGUUCGACCGUCUCGUCGCGCGUAUCGUGAAAAUAACAAUAAAAUAAAAAUUACGAUAAUGACAACGCGUGUGGUGUGUUGAUCCCGAGUUAGGUUCCUCUUACUCAGUCACAUAUCGUUGCCGCACUCGAUUGUCGCGUGUCCAGCCGAUUUUCUGUAGUGCAUUUCCCCGAUGUCCGCGGCCAGUGAUUAUGUCAAAUGAAAAUUCGCGAGUGCUGUGCUGUGUUUUGUGUGUCGAAACCCGUUGUCGGUAGUUGCUCAAUUUCGUUUGUUUGUUUUUUUUUUUUAUCAUUAUUUGUUAUUAAUUUUUUUAUUGUUGUCUUUACAAAGUGAAACCAAAAUCAUAAGCCUUCGCAAAUAUUAACGUCGUAACCAUAUCGUUGCCAAUAUAUUUAUCGUAUUGUUUUAUUAGUGCGUGAGUUGCGAUUAUAAUUUUUUUUUAACCGAUAGCAAGGAAAAUGACUACUCGUUACUACCGUUUGGAUUUUGGCAACAGCUGCAGAGACAGCGACAGCGGCCCAAGAAAAUAAUUUAGGUGUGCGUCCGUCAAUUUUCGCAAAUGACACGACGAACGCGGACAGCACCGACAACGAGAUUGGUGCGAAUAAGACCUUGAGGGGCCUUGAGCCCCUGUGGGAUGGACUGCCGUGGCGACGAGCUCAUCCAACACAAUAACAGAGCAUCGGCACAAGCUGUGCCUUUUCAAUACCUCAUCAACGAACAGGCUAAGUCUAUCCUCGCUCUACAGGAAUUACAGAAUGAGGUCGGUGCGCUGUUGGAGUUUAGGGAGCUCGUCAUGGACACGUUCCCACACCUGCGCCAGAAGCAGGUGUCCAGCCCGGAGCCGAGCUCCGGGUCGCAGGGCGUGGGUUCCGGAGAGAGCCGCUGGGAGCCCGGAGUUCGGGUUCGCCGGAAGCUGGGAUCGUCAUCGUCGGCCGGAUGGAUCGCUGGUGGCGGCGGCGGUGGUGGACUGGCGACGGUGGUCGCGGCCACGGCACCCCGGAGCCGGAGCAACAGUCACGGAAAGGGGCCUAAAAGUGGUGAGCCGGCCACCACGUCCGUGGGCACCGUGCAGGACAGUGGGUUCUGCACGGAGAGCAAGGACAGUAGUUCGACCAGCUCGCGGACCACGAUGACCAAAAACUGUUGCAAGGAUGAGGACGAGCUGUGGAGCCUGCUGGAGGUGAUCCAGGACAAGGGCACCAAGCUCAAGCUGGAGGUGGAGUUCCUGCAGAGUCGGCUGUUGGACGACGAGCAACUGCGGUGGCGGCGACGUCGGCGACGGUUGCGCCGGUGCCGCAGCCUGGACGACGUGAUGGCGCUGUGCGAGGACGGCGAGCGACAGCUACGGGCCACGAUCAGCCGGGACGGUGGCAAGUGGCCGGCGCCGGUCGCCGACGAACGGUACGAUUACAACGUGUUCCGGUUGCACGUAGCCAACCUGAAACGGGAACGGGACGCGCUGCUGGACCGGGUUACCGAGAUGGAGGCGGAGAGCCUGUCGACCGCGGCGCAGAUCCACCGGUUGUUGGCCGAGCUCAAGUCGGUGGUAUGCGAGAACAAGGAGCUGGAGGACCGGCUGUGCGGCAACGGUAAGCCGUGUUCCGCGGCGGCCACGUCGACCGCGAGGAAAUCAUCUAGUCAUAACGGCGGCGGGGGGUUCGCUCCCGUUCAACCGGAAUCGUCGACCACGGGGCCCAGCUCGUCGUCCGCAGGCCGGGACACGUACUACACACCUAGCCAACACUCGGCUUGCAACCUGUCGUCCAUCGAGCUGUGCAAACCGUGUUCGUCCUCGUACAUGGACACGGACGACGACGACCGGCACCGGUCGCGCAUGCUGCUGGUCCGGCCGUCCGACCCCAUAUCCCGAAACCUGGAGGGCCGGGCCUUGUCCCCCCUGCUGCCGGCCGUCGAUAUCGGGUCGCCCACGUUCGCCAAGCGGCUGGGCGCACUCGACGGCAUCGUCAGCAGCCCUGCCGACAGCGUGGGCAAACCCGUGCCCGGGUGUGGUCCCGUGGUCGGCACUCCGCUGCCGAAACGCACGCUGGCUGCUAUACUCAAAACGUUCAAUCCCAUCGAACUCCAGCGGCACCUCAUCACCGUGUCUUACGAGAACAAGAACCUCAUCCGCCAAUUGGAAAUACUGAGCAAAAGUAAAAGCGAUGUUUCCAACGAGCUGAACAAGAGCAAGGAAGAUAACGAAGAACUAAAAUUCCAACUGGAGGAGAAGCGCAUAGAACUGGAAGGGACCAUGGCCCGGGUAAGGUUGUUGCAGUUGCACCAGGAGCAACAGCAGCACGGGCCCGUCGUGAGUCAGCCGUCGGGGACUAUAGCCGUGGCAAAAAACACGGCCACCGAUCAGUGGUUGGACCUAGUGCCAUCGAACCCGAUCCUACCUCAGAUCGCGUUGCCCGGUAAUCCCCCAUUGGCUACGGUGACCUCUUCGCACCACCAUCAGAAUCACCAGCACAUGCAUCACCACCAAGACGAAAACGGCGGUAGUAGUAGCACCGAGUCGGCGCAUCAGGCGCGCAGCGGUAGCAGGCCACCUAGCAAAAUCCCAGUGGUCAAGCCAUCGUCGCACUCGGUGCCCAGGCCUCCGUUGUCGUACCGCGAACAACACCACUAUCACCAUGGGAACCGGGACCCGUUCCCGUCGUGGAACAAAUCCAAGUCGGACCAAUCUUCGUUACCCCGGAACUGGGAAUCGAUCGGCAAGAUCAACGGCGGCGGGUCGUCCAUCGGCAGUGGUAGUAAACAGAGAGGAGGAGGAGGAAAACAGGACUCGCUGCAACAGCAACAGCAGCUGGAUGGCAAGCAACAUAGGGCUCGCAGGGACUCGGGGAGUGGCGGCACGUCUCUGACGCGAGCCAAAUCACAAAACCAUCACCACCAGCAGCAGCGUGCUGCCGCCGUUUCGGCAGGGACCAAAGACUUUAGGGCCGGCGGUGGAGGCCCGACCGCAGCCGCCUCGUCCCCGGCAGCAGCGGCCGACGAUACCAAUAAGAGCACCACCAAGAAACUAUUCCGACGCCGAAACCUCGUGCGAUCAAGUCGUUGUCUGAUCGAUAACAAGAAGACGGUCUUACCGGCGGUCGACGAGGUUCAAGAACCGCCCGACUCCAUGGCCACCGCGGCCGCCAAACUCCGCGACCAAAACGACGACGACGACGACGAACAGCAGCGCCACCAACACGACGACGACGACGACGACGACAACGGCGAGUUUUUUUUCGACAGCAUCGAGAGCAGCCUGGCCACCAGCGCCAGUUCCAAGCGACCACCGCCCGAAUGCGACUCCAUUGACUUAUCGCAACCCGACUCUUCGUUACCGGCCGCUUGACUGGCCGUCCGCAAUCACGACGGCCGCGGCCGCGAGUACUCAGCGUCGUCGUCACGCACGAUCCCGACUCGAAAAAAUGUUUUGCCAUUUUUUACCCUAUCCCUUCUCUCUCUCUCCCCCUCCCUGUGUCCCAUGGUUCGUCCUUGUUUACAUAUACGUGCCCUCGUCCUUUGACGGCGAUAUUGCCAUAGCACACGUACGCGCACACGUACACGAUAGUAUAUUUAUUAUACGAUACGUUUUAUUUUUCACGUAUCAAUACAUAUUAUAUUUGAAAACGAGACGCGAAACCGUUCGUAUUGCCAUCCCUGUACACGACCUCGUGUGUCCCGUAUACUUAAACACGAUACGCGUUACAUAUAUUCCUGUCCGUUCACGUAUACGUGUACGAACAUAUAUUUAAACGUUUUAUUAUAAUGUAUACCUAUGUGUAUAUAUAUAUAUAUAUAAUAACUGUUUUGAUUUUCAUUGAUUGAACGGUGCUCUACGGUCGGAGAAGAAAUUUGAAUUUACAUUAUUAUCAUUACUAUUAUUUUUAUUAUUAUUACUAUUUUCAUUAUUAUUUUUACUACACGUGUACCCAAAUAUUAUAUCGUCGGAAGAAGAAAUUAAGCGUUCUUGAAUUUUUUUAUUUUUAUUUUUCGUUUCAUCCGCCUCCACGACAUUCCAGAAAUCAAUAUUAUUUUAUUGUUUUCUAUUUAUUAUAUAUUUAUGUUAUUAAUUUAGACUGAUUAUUGUGUAGUUGUAAUUGUGAUUCGAUCCGGACUUCUGACUUUUACGUAUUCACUCACCUUCGCCAUCGUGCAAAAAUACAAUUACUUAAUUUUUUUUUUUUUGAAUUUAUCCUCAUACAUUAUUCGUCUUCAAAACUGUUAGUUUGUCUUUCGCGCAAACUUAACAUGGUUUUGAAACCCCACAAAAACAAUACACGUGUAACCUGUGAAGACAGUUGUAUUCGUCCACUUAUCAUAUUAUACAUCCUUGUCUCUGUUUCUCUUUAAACCCAUUUUUAUUAUUAUAUACGUAAUUUUUAUUGAAUGAAAACAAAGCUCACUGAAAAAAAAUUAUAUUUUGUAGA
This is a messenger RNA of Sipha flava (yellow sugarcane aphid), 4494 nucleotides long. RefSeq lists its product as uncharacterized. Lineage: Eukaryota; Metazoa; Arthropoda; Insecta; Hemiptera; Aphididae. Bases 708 to 3416 code for a protein of 902 amino acids. The transcript has 6 exons. The record is from RefSeq and is a predicted model, not a curated record.